This is a messenger RNA of Cotesia glomerata, 3589 nucleotides long. RefSeq names its product very long-chain-fatty-acid--CoA ligase bubblegum-like (gene bgm). The record is from RefSeq and is a predicted model, not a curated record. Gene Ontology annotation, cellular component: endoplasmic reticulum; membrane. NCBI's taxonomy places the organism in Eukaryota, Metazoa, Arthropoda, Insecta, Hymenoptera, Braconidae. Bases 362 to 2455 code for a protein of 697 amino acids. Gene Ontology annotation, molecular function: long-chain fatty acid-CoA ligase activity. The transcript has 13 exons.
AUGAAACCUUGUUAUCAUUUUUUUGUGAAUUUUUUGUACUAUCCUAAUAAUAUUUUCUCAAUACUUAUAUUCAUUAGAAAUAGUUCUAUGAUAAUUUAAGCAAAAAUAAAUAUAAAAAUAGAUAAUUAACUAGUAGCAUAGAUACGUGCAAUUAAAAAAAAAAUUAUUUUAUAAUCUUGAAUGUAAAUUAUUAAUUUGAUUUAAUAUAAACUGUAAAUUAUGUAAUGUAAGAGUCGUGUUAAACACAACUUGAAUUUAGCGCCCGAAAGUAAGGUGAUAUGCUCAGCUCUAUUGAUUUCUACCACUUGACUGCGUUAUUUGAGGGAGUAAAAUACGCGAAAGAAUUAUUUAAAACGGUGAAAUGGUGAUUUUAGUAUAUAAAGAUAAUAUGUCUGCAGUGCAGCCUCAGUUGCCCAACGGAUUCUUAAAUGGAUUCUCAAAGGAUGAUAAAGCAUCAGAUGUUGAUGGAGAAUAUAUCACUCCUUCCGAUACCGGUCGUGAUGGACCAGAUCAAAUACUUGCUUCAGACGUGGAUACAACUUGGGAACCAAAUGGACGAGUUAGAAUAAAAUAUGGCAGAGAAAAUUUCAAUUCACGAGAAUUCAUUUCAGUGCCUGGUUUGCUUAUGAGAACAGCCAAAAAAUAUCCUGAUCAUGUCGCCUUGGUAUCAAGAGUUGGAGUUGAUGGUAAAAGACGUACUUAUACUUACAGAGAAUACGAGGCGGAAGUGAGAAUUGUUGCUAAAGCAUUCAUUAAGUUAGGCCUUCAACGAUAUCACAGCGUUUGUAUACUUGGGUUCAAUAGUCCACAAUGGUUUAUUGCUGAUAUUGCAGCUAUUUAUGCGGGAGGUUUCGCUGCAGGAAUUUAUACAACUAAUUCUCCGGAUGCUUGUCAAUUUUGUGCUGAAAACAGUAGAGCUAAUAUAAUAGUUGUAGAAGAUAAUAAACAAUUGGAAAAGGUACUGGAAAUAAGGAAAGAUUUGCCAAAUUUGAAGGCUAUUAUACAGUAUGAAGGUGUAGCAAAAGAAAAAGAUGUAUUGAGUUGGUACGAUUUAUUAGAAAUUGGUCGAGCUGAAUCAGAUGAUAAACUAGAUUCUGUUCUUCGAACGAUUGGUGCUAAUGAGUGCUGUACUUUAGUUUACACGUCUGGUACAGUAGGCCGUCCCAAAGCAGUGAUGUUGAGUCAUGAUAAUUUAACACACGAUGCACGAGUAAUUACAGAGCGUGUAAAUUUUAAAGACACGACUGAAAUUAUUGUUAGUUUUUUACCACUGUCACAUGUUGCAGCUCAGGUGGUUGAAAUAUUUACUAGUAUGACCGUAGCUGCAACUGUUUAUUUUGCGGAUAAAAAUGCUCUUAAAGGUAGUCUCGUUGAGACAUUAACUUAUGCAAGACCUACAGCUUUUCUGGGUGUUCCACGUGUGUGGGAAAAAAUAUAUGAAAAAAUGAUGUUAGUCGCCCGUAACAACGGUCCAAUAAAAACAUGGAUUGCUACUUGGGCUAAAGCACAAGGAUUAUAUUACAACAUGAAUAAAAUGAAUGGUGUUGAUUAUAAAACAUGGGGUUACCUCUUUGCUAAAUGGCUUGUUUUUAAUAAAAUAAAAGCAACACUCGGAUUAGAUAGAUGCAAAAUAUUUGUUACUGCUGCUGCUCCACUGAGUGAUGAUAUAAAAAAAUAUUUUAUGAGUCUGGAUAUGCCGAUAAUGGAAGCCUAUGGUAUGUCAGAAUGUGCUGGUGCUCAUACUUUAAGUACUGAAGACAAGUAUAGAUUAGGAGCUGUGGGAGCAGUUUUAAAAGGUCUUAAAACAAAAUUAGAUCAUCCAGACGAUUGCGGUGAAGGUGAAAUAUGUAUGGGUGGUCGACACGUUUUUAUGGGCUAUUUGAAGGAGCCGGAAAAGACUAAAGAAGCUAAAGAUGACAAUGGUUGGUUACACAGUGGAGACCUUGGAAGAAUAGAUGCUAAAGGGUUCUUAUAUGUAACAGGACGAAUAAAAGAGCUUGUAAUAACGGCUGGUGGUGAAAAUAUUCCACCAGUUCAGAUAGAACAAGUUCUAUUGAAAGAAUUACCAGCGCUUAGUAAUGCUAUGCUCAUAGGUGAUAUGAAAAAAUAUUUGACAAUUCUAGUUACAUUAAAGACCGAGAUGGACCCUGAUACAGGCGAACCUUUAGAUGCUCUUUUACCUACUACGAUCUCGUGGGCAAAGUCAAUUGGAAGCAAAGCAAAAACAUUAUCUGAAGUUUUAAGUACACGGGAUCCACUUAUUUACAAGGAAAUUGAUGAUGCAAUCAAAAGGACAAAUGAACAAGCAACAAGUAAUGCUCAAAAAAUACAAAAAUUCACUCUCUUGCCUCACGAUUUUUCAAUUCCGACCGGAGAAUUAGGUCCUACACUUAAAUUGAGGCGAAGUAUUGUAUCAAAAAAAUAUGCCGAUGUUAUUGAAGAAAUGUACAAGUAACAAAAUUUCUGUUAAAUCAUCUUUAAGUGUCAAACAUAAUUUUUAGUUAGGAAAUUUUUUUAUUUCCUUUUGUUAAGACUAUCUUUAUCAAAAAAUUUUAAUAUUUACAAACAUCUAAUACAUUCAGAUUAUUACAAAAACUCGCAAUUUUUUUUGUUUGAAAUAUAAAUUUUCUUUGAGUUCUGGCGAAAAUGUGUAUUGCUCUAAGAACCAAAUUUUAUAUAAAGUGAUGCAAUUGAUACUUUGUUUUUGUUUUAUUUAAAAUUAUAAUUUAUUCAAAUUUGAAUAUCAAUAAGAUUAAUAUUAAAGGCAUCAAAGUUUCUUACUCUCUCUGUAAUAUACAUAGUUAGAAAUUUGUUAUGUAUAUAAUUAUGCGUGGAAAUGCUCCUGUACAAUCUUAAUAGUGUAUAAAAGUUUAAAAAAAAAAAAAAAAAAAAAAAAAAAAAAAAAAAAGUAUCGGUUGUAUAAUUUGUCGUAUUACUAAAACAAUUUUAUGUAAAUUUUGAAGGUUUUUGAAUUGAUAAGUACUUAAAUUAAUUGUAAGAAAGUGCCUUCUGAUAUCUGGACAAACAUUACGUUGUCUUUCGAUAAUACUGAUGUCUAGGUUUGAUUUUUUAAAAUAAAUUACACAAUUAAAAGAACUUUUUUCUUUUAGUUGAAUUAAACGUCAACUUCUUUUUUCUUUUACUUUAAUCAUCAAUAUUUUUAAUUGAUGAAAAUAUUGUGGAUUAAAUAUUUAUGUGAAAAAACAAUAUCAAUCAGAAUUAAAUUAAGAAUAUUUCAACAUCACUAUGAGGAAUUUAAACGCUUUGAGAAAUAAAACUGAAUUGAUUAUAAUUAAAAUGUAAAAUUUAUCAAUGUCGUAUAGCAAAAAUAUUAUAUCAUAUAUUUAUUCGGGAUGCAUCACAGUACACAUUUUUAAUUUGUUCGUACUUGAGUGUUACUAGCAAAAGUGCUUCUGAAAAACUUGAAUUGGUUGUAGUUGGUAUUCGAGUGUGACAAUAACACGGUUUGGUUUUCAUUUUUAGUAUUGUUUUUAAGUGAAAGCUACGACUUUUAUAUUUACCGUCAUCAGGAGGUUUAAAAAUGUAUAUAAUGUAAUAUUUAUAAUAAAAACAAAUUUAUUGAAAAUAA